GAUGGAGACAGAUGGAGAGACGGACAGACAGAUGCGCACACACAUUUACAAGCCACUUGUAGUUUUAGGCGUACUAGCUAAUAGGUAUGUAAAUUGGCACCAAUGUAUCUUUCACCAAUGUAUAGGAACACAACACACCUGUGCGCGUCAUUGACCGCACAUUCUCCUUGUGGCGAGGACAACUGGUCCGGUCGCAUUUUAUCGCUUGGAUGAAGAAGGGAAGGGGAGGGAAAUCAAACACGCCUACGUAUUCUGUCCAUCAAUCAUCCAAUCACCAGUACAAGCAGCGUGGACCGCUUGCCAAGUCGCGCGGUUGGAAAUACUAGUUUGGCAACUACCGAGUUCAUUUCAGUGCAAACUUUCGUUUAGUGCAGACAAUAGCUUACUGGAUCGGAUAUCAACACAGCAACCAUGGAUAAGGAGGAGGAGAGGGAAGGGGCACAGAGUGAGCCGGUGGAGGGUUUUUUGGGGGAGAGAAGACCGAGCAUCAUGAGACUACAGGGGAUGCUGAGGAGAGUUUCCCAGAGUCCCUUCCGCAAACAAUACAGGACUGCUAUCCCCUCCACUUCAGAAUCCAGAGAUUCCUCUGACACUCGCCUGAAGCAGAAUGGAAUCAAUCGUAGCUUGUCAAAAGAGAAUCCAUUCUACUCUUAUAUGAAAGAAUCCAGCAGUGUGACUAUUGACGGGGACACGAAGAAUCAGGAUUCAGAGGUUCUACGUCGGCAGAGUUUAGUCACCAUCUUUGCUCCUCCGCCUGAGGUCCGGAGCACACCAGAGGGCCUCCAACCUGACAAACAGACAGGCGACAACCUUCAGACCACACCGUCUGACCAGCCCACGUAUAUUUUCAAAACCAUGUCUGAAAGACGGUCACCGGAUCUCUUCAAAACAACGGCCCUAACUCAAAACACACCAAAUGUUAGCCACAGUCCUUUAUUUGUCACACCUGCUGAAAGACUGGAGCUUUGGGCAACUCCUUCGAACCAACAGGACCUAUUCAAAACUCAGCCUUCAAAAACACCAAACCCAUUCCAAGCUCCUCCAACCAAGGGAGAUUACCAAUUCAAAGCACCACCCACCAAGGGAGAGUCCCUAUUCAAUGCUCCUCCCACCAAGGGAGAUGACCUUUUCCAAGCCCCUUUGUCCAUUCCAAAGGACCCCUUCCAAUCCACUCCUUCUGACACUCCCAAUCUCAUUCAAGCCACGCCUAUUAGGUCAAAUGACCCUUUCCAAAUUCCCUCUUCCAAUGUGACACCAGACAUCUUUCAGCCCCUGCCUUCCAGGACAUGGGACAUUUUCCAUUCCUCACCCAGUGACGUCUUUCAGAGUGCUUCUUUCAGUACUGACUCUACAGUCAAGCAGUCCACACCUUUAUUUCAGACUUCGCCAGGGCAGAAAACAGACAUCUUCUCAGGGUCAGAUUUUGAGAAGACUGCUGAGCUCUUCAAUGCAUCACUCUCCAACACGCAGGAUUUCAACCUUGCAACACCCUCUGAUGAACAGUAUGAUAUCUUCCUGAUGACCCCUCACGGAACCAAACAUGUUCUCCAACCCACCUCUACUGCCAUGAAACAUGGUACCCUCCAUGCCAGAUCCCUGUCCCCCACGCAGGCUUUCAAUGGUACCCCCCAGGUGAAGACCUCCAACAGCCCUCCCAAACCACCUCCUCAAAAAAGGCAGCCCAAGUUACCGAGUCGUACCGAAGCGGAGCGACCAGAUCCUAAACCAGCCCCUCAAACGAAGAACACAGCUCAGGACAACAAAUUAGAGGAAGUGGAGGUAUUUGAGAACAUUCUUUUGACUGGCCAGGAGAGAUGUGUGGAGGAUUGGCCUGAAAACAGUCCUGAGCUCAAUCCUGACUGGAAACCUUCUGGCAAACUGAGGCUUAGGAGGGAGUCGAUGAAGGUGGCGUCAGACUCUGAUGGGGGGAGUGUAGAAGAACUGGAAGAGAAUGGGUCCGGAAAACGUGCGAAAACUAAAAGGGGGAGGACAUUCAAGGUAUCCUUUCUUUCCAGAAGAGGGUCAAAGGAUAAGUAUUCUGAAGACCUGAAGGAUAGUGACAGCGGCACACUACGUCGAGGGUCAAAGGAGACAUUUUCUGAAUCCAAGGAUGGCGAGAGCAAUGGUCUCCGUCGGCGGUCAAAGGGGGGCUUUUUGGAUGAAGACUUCCCAAAGAAAGGGGUAGAUGUCUUCUCUGCAGAUUACGAAGAUAAGGAGAAUUACAUGGAGCACGGCAAGCCGAAGAAAUCAUUCAAAUUCAAAAUGCCCCUUGUGCAUCGCAGAGGAUCUAAGGAUCGGUUUUCAGCUGACCAUCUUGAAAAAGCUUCAGGCCUACAUUUGCCUCAACAUAGCGCGAAUGAGGGCUUGCUAGACGAUGACUUUCCUCAGAAGGAAGUAGGAUUCAUAUCUGCAGGGGAGAAUGAAGAUGAAGAACAUAAUGGGAUCGAAGACUCCAAACAGGCCCUGGGUUUGGAUGAGAACUCUGAAGAGGAGCCAGAGGAACGUGAUGGGACGGGUGGAUUUAAAAAAAGUAAAGGUGUCAAAAUUAAGUUUGUGCCUCACAGAGGGUUCGCAAUCUGCCUCGAAAAGGAUGAACCAACAGGCGCUCAUGAAUACACACCUCGCAGAGGUUCAAAGAUGAUUCAUGAGAAACCUCUUGAUGAACUUAAAGGUGCCCAUGGUUAUACACCACGCAAGGAGUCCAAGGUUAAUAUUUUUGAGGAAACAGAAGAAGUGAAAGGCUACAUCCCGCAGUCACACCCCAAGCAGAGCUUUUUGGAUGAUUACUUGCCUGAGAAGGGGGCACAUUUCUCCUCAGCAGGAGCGGUAGAAGAAUAUCAACAGAACGUGAUGGAAGACUGCAAACCGAAGAAACCGUUCAAAUUAAAACUCCUACAUAUGAAUCGUCGGAAAUCGGGGAGCGCUGAGGAGAAUUCUCAGACUAGCAGCACACAACAGUACUCCCCACAAAGGAGAUCAGAGGAGGACUUUCUGGACAGUGAUGUGCCUCAGAAGGGAGCAGAUCUCUUCUAUGCUGGACAGAUAGAAGAGGAACAGAACGAGAUGGAAGACUGGAAACCGAAGAAACCAUCGAAAUUUAAGAACCACCUUGCAAGUCGGCGCAAGUCGAGCCAAAUCCAGGAAAUGUUUCCAUAUGAAAAGUCACAGAUUGGUUCCGAGCGCUACACACCUCGACGAGCGUCCCAUGAGGGCUUUCUGGACGAUGACACUUCUCAGAGGAGGUCGGAUCUCUUCUCAGCAGGAGGGCAUGGAGAUUAUUAUGGACAGGAUGAUAUAGAAGACUGCAAACCGAAGAAAUCUUUCAAAUUUAAAGCCCCUCAUAAGCAUCGCAAAGAAACUAAGACUAAAGCGAGAGAUGAAAGGAUGACUGAGUACCCACCAGGAGCCACAUCUAGUGACUACUACUUUUCAGAGGCUGCAGAGGCUGAGUGGCGUUCUGCUCAGAUUGACGAACAGCUUGCAGACGGUCUGGAGGAUGAGGAGGAGGAGGAAGAGGGGGACACUGACAGCUUGAUGGAGUGGUGGAAUACUGUGGAACAAUGGGAUGAGCUGCCUUCAGAUGAUGAAGACAAGACGGUGAAGGACGAUGAGACGAGGUCAUUCACCCUACUGGCGGAGAAGGUGCACCGCGGCCUGAGUGUCUUCAACAAGGUGUUCACGGAGCGUGCCGAGGUCCUCUGGCAGUACGUCAUCAAGCUCUACGCCCUCGCCGACGACAUCACCUCCUUCCAUAAGAAGGCCAAGAUUGGCAACAUCACCGGCGGCACCACCGCCGCCGUCGGGGGUGGCGCGGCCAUCGUCGGCCUGGCCCUCGCCCCCUUCACCUUCGGCGCCUCGCUCAUCAUCACGGCUGUGGGCGUCGGCGUGGCGGCGGCCGGAGGGAUCACGUCGGCCUCGGCGACCAUCUCGGACAACGUGAACAACAUGCAGGACAGGAAGAAAGUGGAGGUGGUUCUGGAAGAUUAUGAGGUGAGGAUGGAGGAGUUGGUGAAGAUCUUGAGGUUUGUGUGCGAGGGGCUGUAUAGACUCAGGGGGCAUCCUCUCCUCCGGAGAGGAACCCAGCACUACUCUGGAGACUGGGAGGUCCGCAGGGCCGUUCAAAUGGUCAGCCUAGUGGAUAGACCUGUGUUGAGGGCCACAGAGGUAACAGAAGGAGCUGCCGUGGCCCUCAGGGGCCUCUUCAAAGGAAUGGAUAAAUACUUCACCAAGGACUCUCGUGAGCUAAAGAAAGGGUUUAAGAAAGAGGUGGUGUUUAAGAUUAGGCAAGUAGCUCAGGUGCUGCACGAGAGCCUGAUGGAGCUGAAUGCUAUCAGGGAGGAGCUGCAGGAUGCUAAUGGCAAUAUAUGAAACAGUUCAACUCCCACAAUGCAACGUGUCUUAUGCAACUCAUGGCCCCCCUCUACUGUCCAAGCUGAGGAUUUGUUUUCAAGAUCUUGAUUUUUUUUUUACCUAAACCUAACGAGGACCUUCCCAACUUUCCUGUUCCUCUUUAAACGAAAAGGAGAAACUGAACAUUUGCCUUGUAAUAAAUGAAGUUACAAACUCUGAUUGCAUUCAGCAAUUUGGACAACUAUGCAGCAUAAUAAGCUUUUACUUACAAAGAACUUGUAUGUAUGACUUUACUGGAUUGUGAAGUAGUAGGCCUAAGAUCUUGGAUACGUGUUUAUAACUAGCUUAGGCUACACUCCUGUGAUAUGCCAUAGAUCUAAUCUAGCUAUUAUUUUAAAACGAGUAUAUAUUUCAAAGUUUAGUAAAUAGGUUAUUUAUACUGUAACCAAAUGAAAUGUGCAAUGUUGAUGAUGACUAAUAGCGCAAUGAGGCAGCUAUUGGAGUUGUGUUUAAUAAAGAUAAUUAUGCAUUUGA
Molecule: messenger RNA, 4884 nt
Organism: Oncorhynchus mykiss (rainbow trout)
Lineage: Eukaryota; Metazoa; Chordata; Actinopteri; Salmoniformes; Salmonidae
Biological process (GO): lipoprotein metabolic process; lipid transport
Cellular component (GO): extracellular region; membrane
Molecular function (GO): lipid binding
Source: RefSeq, a predicted model, not a curated record